AUGGGUGACUUUGAAGAGGAAGGCAUAGAUGAGGAACUUAUGGAGUUUGCCAUUCGAGAGAGCUUUCGGGAUGCCUACAAGCUGCCAUGUUCAAUACACACAAACAGGAAGGAGCCAAACAGUGAUGACUUUAUGAAGAUAAUGGCAGCGAUUCACAAAGGUGAUGUGUAUGCGCUGCAGGAGCUGUCAGGUUGUGUGUCUGCCUUCAGACAGAGGGACAGCAAGGGCCGGCUGCCUCUGCACGCAGCAGCUGUGCAGCCACAGCGAGACAUCCUACGUGCGGUGCUGCAGGCAAUGUUGACGUCUACAGACCUGACCCUGGAGGAGCAGACAGACGAUGGGGACACGUCCCUGACUCUGGCAGCAGAGGCUGGCCUGGUGAAAAACGUAAUGAUGCUGCUGCAGCAUGGAGCUUCACCACACAACACCAACAGCAGGAAUGAGUCUCCUCUGCUGAUCGCAGUGAGACAGAGAUCAUACGACAUGGUUCUAUCCCUCAUCAUGGGUGGGGCCUUUGUGGAGCAGGUGUGCCUCACUAAGUGGACGGCCACACAUGAAGCGGCAAAGCAAUUGGGCUGUCCAGCUAUUCUGAUGCUGCUGCUUCGACACGGAGCCAAAGUAACUGCCAGAGACGGUCAUGGGGUGACUCCUCUGGGGAUCGCAGCUGCAUAUGGCAACACUGAAGCUUUGGAAAUACUCAUACAGCAUGGUGGUGACGUGAACGCCAAGGCCAGCAAUGGAGACACAGUCCUGUAUGAUGCAGCUGGAUCUGGAAACCUGGACAGUAUCGAGCUACUCCUGCAGCACGGAGCCAACCCGAAUGUAGCCAGCUAUGCCUGCCAGCUGCCCAUCCACAGGGCUGCAUAUGAGGGACACAUACUAGCCCUGAGGACUCUCAUCCCCAUCACCACAAAGAGAGCUAUCCGUCUCUCAGGCCAGAACCCCGUCCACUCAGCAGCUGACGGGGGACAGGUUGAGUGUCUGCAGCUGCUUAUCGAGAAAGGAUAUGAUGUCAAUGCCUUGCUAGACACACACAUCUCUGAGAACUACGGCGACCUCAGGAAGUCUCCUCUGUACUUUGCUGUUUCCAACGGUGAUGUGACCUGCGCUGAGAUGCUGCUUGCAGCUGGAGGGAGAACUGACCUAGACCCACUACGGUGCAUCCUGGUCGCUAUACGCGCUGAGAGAUAUGAGCUGGUGCAGCUGCUGCUCUCCUAUGGAGCGGAGGUGAAUUGUUACUUCAGAGUGAUCAGCAACACACUGUUCCCCACAACCCUGCAGUACAGCCUGAGGGACCAUGUCAUGCUGCGACUGCUGCUCAACAAUGGAUUUCAUGCUUACAAAUGUUUCCAGUGUUGUCAUGGUAAAGGUGAAGACAUGGAUGGUAUCUGGACUGAAGUCCAUAACCAAGCCUACCAGAUUUACAGUCAACCUAACGUCAUCUCGUUCUGUGACUUUGUGUCGGUAUCAUGGGUGACACAUCUGGUUGGCAGUGUUGUGAGGAUGCUCCUCGACUACGUCAGCCAUGUCAGCAUCUGUCCCAACCUCAGUCGCAUCCUAGAGAGGACGCCCGAGUGGGAGGAGAUUUCUGACAUACUGAGCAAACCACGGUCCCUGCAGCACUUGUGUCGACUGGUAAUCAGAGCUCACAUGAGCCUCAGGAUGCUGAAUGACCCUGAAGCCAUGGCUGCUGUCCCUUUUCCUCCAAGACUGAAGAAAUACCUGACCUACGGAGAGAACGACUUGUUUGGUGACCUCUCCUCUACGUGAAACACAUUUUAUUUAUACCUGUGUAAUUGAAACUAAUGAAGCUAAAAACACUAGUCAUUCUUUAAAAAAUUACCAGUGGGUCCUUUUGUAUUCCAUUUGUUAAGUUUUAUAUGUUAAAAGCUGGAGUGCCUUAGUAGAAUAUUCUUGAUAUACUGCUUAAAUUCUAGAAAACAAUAGUGAAUAGUUAAUAGAGCUGAAAAGUGAAUGUAUAGCAUAUGAACAGUGUUGGAGAGUAACUAGUUACAUGUAUGUGCGUUACGUAAUUUAAUCACAAAAUAAACUGUAAUCCAUUACAGUUACUGGAAAAAAUGUGCAAUGUAAUUACAGUAUUAUACAGUAAGUUUUAUAGUUACCUAUAAAACUUUCAAGAUUACAUUGGGGGUUACAUCUGAAUAUUUUCUGUAAAAAAGCUUGUCUAUAUGCUGAAUAAGGUGCACAGUGCCUUCCUUUGCCAUUUACAGCCUUUAGUAAAGUUUGAUGCUAUUCUGAUGCUUUUGAUCCCAGUUAAAUUGUCUCUUAAGCUGUUGGAGAGUUGCCACCAUGUCUACAGAUAAAAACAGGUUCCAGUGCUGGAAACAAAAUAAAAAACAGUUCAUACAGAAAUCAGAAAAGGGUUCGAACAUAAUGCAAUGCAAAAUAUGUUUAAAAUGCUUUCAACAUUGAAAAUAUCCAUAUGCCAAGAUCUGCAGGUACAUUAUAGCUUACAGUAACUGCAAGCAGUCAGAUUACAUAAAGUAGGGACAUGCAUAAGACAUGCCUACCUCUCGCGUGCCACACCAUGCUUCUAAUGUGUAUUAAAGACGUAUUUUUGCUCCAUA
Molecule: messenger RNA, 2588 nt
Organism: Micropterus dolomieu (smallmouth bass)
Lineage: Eukaryota; Metazoa; Chordata; Actinopteri; Centrarchiformes; Centrarchidae
Gene: asb15b
Product: ankyrin repeat and SOCS box containing 15b
Exons: 13
Coding region: 1-1770 (589 amino acids)
Biological process (GO): intracellular signal transduction
Molecular function (GO): protein binding
Source: RefSeq, a predicted model, not a curated record